Molecule: messenger RNA, 351 nt
Organism: Ilyonectria robusta
Lineage: Eukaryota; Fungi; Ascomycota; Sordariomycetes; Hypocreales; Nectriaceae
Exons: 1
Source: RefSeq, a predicted model, not a curated record
CUGAAGUAUCGGCCGGGGCGAGAGGCUGUGGUGCCGGAUGCACUAAGCCGGAGAGACCAAGAUGUCCCGGAUGGAAUCGACGAUCCAAGAGAACAGGCACAAUUCAUCCAACUACUCCCAGACUCAGCCUCCACGGAAUGGAAGCCCAAGGGAGGCCCUACGAGGACGAGCCCUAAGACCCGAGCAGGAAGAAGCGGGCCUAACUCAGAAGAACCCGAAGCAAUAGAAGUAUUCCCGGACAACCCAGAACUUCAAGAGCUGUGGAAUCUGGCUAUGGAAACCGAUACCGCUUACCAGGGAGCUUAUGUAGCUAUAAAGCGACGGGAUAGAAGCUUUUCCCCGGAAUUAUAG